AUGUGGGUGCUCUCUGCUAGUCAGUGCUACCAGCCCACUGUAUGGAUCAGACUGGGAGAGGUCAACAUUACAAUCUCUAAGGGCACCGAGCAGUUCAUCGUCCCCGACAAGGUCUUCAGACACAGAAACUACAACUCCAGAAACCUGGACAACGACAUUAUGCUGAUCAAGCUCGCUUCUGAGCUCACCCUCAACUCCAAAGUCAAGGCCUUGUCUCUGCCCACUGACUGUGCUGCUCCUGGUACCAGCUGUCUGAUCUCUGGAGGGGGCAACAAUCCGAGCAGUGGAGCCAACAUGGCCCACCUCCCGAAGUGUCGGAAUGCCCCCAUCCUGACUGCCACCCAGUGUAGGAAGGAUUACCAAGGUGAGAUCACCGACAACAUGAACUGCAUUGGUUGCCUGGAGAACGACAAGGAUUACUGCCAGGCUGCGUCUGGUACCCCCGUGGUGUGUAACGGAGAGCUCCAGGGUAUUGUCUCCCGUGGACAUGGCCAGGCUUUGAAAAACGCCAUCAUUGCCUACACCAAAGUCUGCCACUACAUGGACUGGAUCUCCAGCAUCAUAGCUGCCAACUAA
Messenger RNA from Staurois parvus, 576 nucleotides. Lineage: Eukaryota; Metazoa; Chordata; Amphibia; Anura; Ranidae. The record is from the annotation of a GenBank genome assembly.